Rotaria sp. Silwood1 is the source of this 480-nucleotide messenger RNA. Lineage: Eukaryota; Metazoa; Rotifera; Eurotatoria; Philodinida; Philodinidae. The record is from the annotation of a GenBank genome assembly.
AUGGGAUUUGGCGACACAGAUAAGAUUAUUCUACAAUUCAACAAGGUAUUCUGGGAUCCAAGCUUUACUACAUUCUUUAUAGCUGGAGCAUCUUUUCCAUUUGCUGUUUGUGCUCCAAAGAAGCGUAGCCUUGUAUUUAUGAUUGGUGGAACACGCGCUCGUCGUAUGGAAGCAUCUAAAGACGAAGAUACCAUUACUACAAUUCUUCAUGAUCUAAGAAGAGCAUUUCCUAAUCAUGCCUUUCAACUGGAACGGUAUCGAAUAUCACGAUGGACACAAGGUCCAUAUGCAUGUGGUUCCUAUUUCUAUUAUGCACUCAAUACAUCGUUAGAAACAUUUGAAACUUUGGCAAGAGAAUGCUGUCAUAAUCAAAUGUUUUGGGCUGGUGAACAUACUAGUUCGGGUGGUUCAGUACAUACGGCUUUUGCUACGGGUCAACGUGAAGCAAAGAAAAUUCUACAGCGGUUGAAAGCAACAUGA